UUCAACACUGUUCCCUUCACAAGCUCAUUAAAUGCAAUAUGUAAUAAAAAAAUAUUCCUCUUUUCACUAUUGCCAACAAAAAUUUUUAACUGAUUGUUUUAUUAAGUAAAUGAUUCCCGUGUUCUUACUAUUUCUCCAUCGACAUUCCACCUACAAUUUCUCCUAUCCACCUCAGAGCGAUCGAGUAUAAAUAUGAAAAGGUGGGCGAUUGAAGGUAUCCAGUGAUCGAAGUGACUUCAAACAGUGAACAGUUUUCCUUCUAUUAGUGAUUUCAAAGAACGAACAAAAAGUUUCAAAAUGAAGGUUGUUAUUGCUCUGGCUCUUUGCAUUGCCUUUGCCGUUGUCCUCGAGGCUGGAAUUCCAAUCAGCCACACAAUGAGGCACGACGAUUUUGAGCCCAUCAAGGAAGACUGGCACAUCCCUAGCUAUGAAUACAAGUACGGAGUGGAGGACCCAAAGACUGGAGACCACAAAGAACAGUGGGAGCAUCGUCAUCAUGAUCACGUCAAAGGUGGCUACUCACUCCACGAUGCUGAUGGCACACACCGCAUCGUUGAGUACACCUCCGACCCAAAGACUGGUUUCCACGCCAUCGUGAAGACUGAAGGACACGCUAAGCAUCCCCUUCACUACGGGAUUGGCGCUCUCUGCAUUGCCUACGUGUUGAUUGUCGAGGCCGGAAUCCCUAUCAGUCACACAAUGCGACAUGAUGACUUUGAGCCUAUCAAGGAGGGCUGGCACAUUCCCAGUUAUGAAUACAAGUACGGAGUGGCGGAUCCGAAAACUGGAGACCAUAAAGAGGCCUGGGAGCAUCGUCAUCAUGAUCACGUCAAAGGUGGUUACUCACUCCACGAUGCUGAUGGUACACACCGUAUCGUUGAGUACACUUCCGACCCAAAGACUGGUUUCCACGCCAUCGUGAAGACUGAAGGACACGCUAAGCAUCCCCUUCACUACGGGAUUGGCGGUGGGGUCGGAGGUGGAUUCUAA
Molecule: messenger RNA, 990 nt
Organism: Lutzomyia longipalpis
Lineage: Eukaryota; Metazoa; Arthropoda; Insecta; Diptera; Psychodidae
Exons: 5
Coding region: 298-990 (230 amino acids)
Cellular component (GO): extracellular matrix
Source: RefSeq, a predicted model, not a curated record